This is a messenger RNA of Mesitornis unicolor (brown roatelo), 1458 nucleotides long. It is a transcript of the gene MLKL, whose product is annotated as mixed lineage kinase domain-like. The transcript is spliced from 10 exons. The coding region runs from base 1 to 1458 and encodes 485 amino acids. Gene Ontology annotation, biological process: protein phosphorylation; cell surface receptor signaling pathway. Gene Ontology annotation, molecular function: protein kinase activity; ATP binding. NCBI's taxonomy places the organism in Eukaryota, Metazoa, Chordata, Aves, Mesitornithiformes, Mesitornithidae. The record is from RefSeq and is a predicted model, not a curated record.
AUGAACAUCUUGGAGAGGGUCUUCUCCCUGGCCCAGGCCAUCUACGCCCAAUUUGAGCAGGUGAAGUGCUGUAAGCACCAGUGUCAGCGCCUUGUGGAGCGCAUCCAGAUCCUGCUGGAGCCCGUGAGGAUCCUCAAGGCUCAGUCACCAAAGUACAUCUCCCACCAAGAAGAGGAACUGCUGAAGAAGCUGCUCCGGACGCUGGGGGAAGCCCAGAAGCUGGUGAUGAAAUACAGCCAGACCAGCUGGAUUCAGAAGUUCCUGAGAGCCCACAGCACUGGCGAGGAGUUCGUCUGGGUGAAUGAGAGCCUGGAGGACAUCGCCCAGGGGCUCUCGCUCCUGCUGCAGGCGGAGCAGAAGCAGACUUUCCUGGAGGCUUUUCAGGCAAAGACAUGUCGCAGGCAGGAUGCUGAGGAUCUGAGGGACGACAAGGCUUUCUUGGACCAGGUGAUCGCAAGUACUGAGGAGCCCAAAGAUGUGACCAGGGAGAACUACAUUGACAGGCAAUGUAUGGAGAGCAAGGUAGACUGGAUGCAAAGCGAGCUGAACAAAAUUGUGCAUGUGAUGGAGUCCUUGAAAAAAGUCAACGUUGGUAAAAGAGAAGACAUCACCGAGAUCCAGCGGGACCACCUCACCUUCUACAGGCACUUGCAGGGCACUGAGAGUUUUGACCUCUACGAAGGCGAGUACCUCAAGUACCCUGUUGCCAUCAAAACCUUCAAGAGGCCGCUGACCACCGACCCAGUGAAGGUGAGAGACAUCUUCGAGAAGGAGAUUCAGACCCUGAAGAAGUUUGAGUCUCCAAACAUCCUGCGCAUGUACGGGAUCUGCAUUGAGGAGAAAGAUGGGAGCCCCUGCUUCUCCAUCGUCAUGGAGUACUGUAAGCAUGGGACGCUGCGGGAUGUGCUGACCAAGCAACAGCAUCUCUCCUGGGAGAUCCGCAUUCGGAUGGCCCUGGGAGCUGCCAGAGGCCUUUACAGGUUGCACCAGACAGAGGAGAAGUCUCGACUCCAUGGCUGCAUCUGCAGUAGCAAGUUUCUGGUGGCUGGGGAUUACUGUGUGAAGCUUGCGGGAUUUGAGCUGUGUGAAACAGAGUCCUCCAUCAAGAGGAAAGUCAUGAAGAACUGGAAACAAGUCUCUAUGUUGGCUUAUGUUGCCCCUGAGAACCUGAAAGACAUCAGCUACUUCUACAAGAGACCCUGUGAAAUAUACAGCUUCGGGAUCGUGCUGUGGGAGAUUGCCACCUCCAAAAUCCCAUUUGAAGGCUGCACUCCCCAGGAGAUCAUAGAGAAAAUCUGCAAUAACCAUAGCCAGGAUCCUGUUGGGGAAGAUUGUCCUGAAGACCUGCGGAAAGUCAUUGACCAGUGCCGGGCCUUUGAUCCUUCUCAACGCCCUUCUGCCGAGGAGAUUGUGGACUUGCUGGCUGACCUGGAGAAACGCAGAAACCAAGGAAGUUAA